AUGCCUAAAGGUGACCCCAAGAAACCAAAGGGCAAGAUGUCUGCUUAUGCCUAUUUUGUUCAGACUUUCAGAAAAGAACAUAAGAAGAAAAAUCCAAAAGUUCCUGUCAAUUUUGCAGAAUUUUCCAAGAAGUGCUCUGAAAGAUGGAAGGCAUUGUCCGGGAAAGAGAAAUCUAAAUUUGAUGAAAUGGCAAAGGCAGAUAAAGUACGGUAUGAUCGGGAAAUGAAGGAUUAUGGACCAGGUAAGCGAGGCAAGAAGGACCGUGAUGCCCCCAAAAGACCACCGUCUGGAUUCUUGAUGUUCUGUUCAGAAUUCCGCCCGAAGAUCAAGUCCACACAUCUUGGUAUCUCCAUCGGAGAAGUGGCGAAAAAUCUGGGUGAGAUGUGGAAAAAUUUAAGUGACGGCGAAAAGCAGCCGUACAUCACUAAGGCUGCAAAGCUGAAGGAGAAAUACAAGAAGGAUGUUGCUGACUACAAGUCAAAACGAAAGUUUGGUGGCGCAAAGGGCCCCACUAAAGAUGCUGGGAAAACGCACCACAAAAAAGAAGAGGAGGAAGAGGAGGAGGAGGAGGAAGAGGAGAAGGAGGAGGAGGAGGAGGAGGAGAAGGAGGAG
This is a messenger RNA of Marmota flaviventris (yellow-bellied marmot), 612 nucleotides long. Lineage: Eukaryota; Metazoa; Chordata; Mammalia; Rodentia; Sciuridae. The record is from RefSeq and is a predicted model, not a curated record.